Messenger RNA from Argiope bruennichi, 6469 nucleotides. RefSeq names its product agrin-like. Lineage: Eukaryota; Metazoa; Arthropoda; Arachnida; Araneae; Araneidae. The coding region runs from base 801 to 5288 and encodes 1495 amino acids. The transcript is spliced from 25 exons. Gene Ontology annotation, molecular function: calcium ion binding; protein binding. Gene Ontology annotation, biological process: multicellular organism development; cell differentiation. The record is from RefSeq and is a predicted model, not a curated record.
UUUUUUCGGUUUCAAUGAAAUUGUUUUGAGUUUCUGCUUAAUUAUUUAUAUUUAUUCCUAUCGUUUAUCUAAUGAUUAUUUCAUUCAGAUUAAUGGCAUGAAAUGACUCAGUAAUGGAGAUCAUGCAUGAUAUUUCGAGAAAAAUGAGCAUGGAACUUUUAUAUGAAAAAAAGUAUCUUAUUUACUUCUCAAAUAUAUUCUACGGAUGUAAAUUAUUUAAAAAUUCUCAAAUUUUAUGAAAGUUAAAAGGAUAUAUUUUUCAUCAAUGACACUUGCUUUUCAGUUUUAUGUUAAAUCGAUCUUAGUGCUUUGCCACUGGUCUCCUAUAUUUCCUACCAAUAAAGUAGAAUUACGGCCCGUGAAAAUAAAAGUAUUUUAGGUUUGUUUCAUAUAAUGGAAUCAAAUAAAGUAGAGUAAUAACCAGAAGGCAUUUCUUGACAAUUGCUGUUAUCAGUCUCGUUUCAAACGACACAAUGCAGUCUCCAAUCAUUGACAAAAAAAUUAUGAUCAAUGGUUUCUCAUCUGUAUAUAAUAUUUGAAAUAAUUUCGGUAAGCACUGUUGGCUGAAAUGUUCAGGUAUCCGAUUCUUUCAAUAACUACAGCAAAAUCUGCCCAACGGAUUUAUAAUUGCUCGUUCGUUUCGGGAGAAGUGUUACCACAUGGUAUAACAUUAAUCGUUAUUUCGAGCAUUAUUACUUCAAGGACAUACAAAUAACCAUGCACAAUACCUGUAGACUACCUACAAAAAUGCAUCAAAAAGAUUAUAUUUCUUAUACAGAAAAGGUUCUUUGAUAGUUUCGAUGACUAUGGCGUUCAUUUUUAACAAACUGUGGUCGGUGGUUUUCGUUGUUGGUGUUGUGAAAAGUUGUUACAAAUUUCCCGCAGACAUGCCCGACCCCUGCGAAGAUAAAGAAUGUCAUUUCGGGGCGCAAUGCCGACCGUCACCAGACGGACAGACAGGAGACUGUGUGUGUCCCGAAAAAUGUGCCACCUACGGGGACAGUAGGGGGUCAAGGCCAGUAUGUGGUACUGAUGGUCAAGAUUAUCCGAAUGUGUGUGAAUUGCGUAGGACAGCCUGCAAAUUGAAAAAGGAGAUAGAAGUGAAAUUCCAAGGCACUUGUGAUCCAUGCGAAGAAGUGGAAUGCCCAGCAACUCAAGUUUGCCAGCUAGAUAACCACCGAAAUCCCAUAUGCAGAUGUAAUUCAAUUUGUUCCCCAGAUUUCAGGCCAGUAUGUGGUUCGGACGGAAAGACAUACAUCAACGAAUGUUCGCUGAGAGUAGAAUCCUGUAAGUCUCGAAGAAGCCUUCGGAUAAUCUUCAGUGGAGAAUGCAGUUCAGCAUUUCGCAUGUUAACUCAAGGUGCCAAUCCUUGUGAGAAUCUGCAGUGUGGUCCGGGUCAGGAGUGUGACAUUGACAGGUACGGGAUUGCAACCUGCCAGUGUCCACCAGUCUGCGAACCAGUAAUGAGGCCAGUUUGCGCGGAUGAUGGCAAUACUUACCACAGUGCGUGUGAUAUGAGGAAAAGUGGAUGCGAGGUGCAGAAACUGCUCACAGUCAACUACAGAGGAGCUUGUGGGGAAAAAGGGACAUGUUUUGAGCAUGAGUGCGAAUACGGAGCUUUGUGUCUCAUGAAAAAGCGACGUCCUGUGUGUGAGUGUCCGGAAUGUGCGGAGGAAUUCGAUCCUGUGUGUGGCACCGACGGAAUUUCCUACAUCAAUGAGUGCAAGUUAAAUAAAGAGGCCUGUGAGCAAAGGAAGAAGAUUGCCGUUGCCUAUCAGGGGUUGUGCAGUGGGUGUGAACAUAAACAUUGUGAAUAUUAUGCAGCAUGCGAAAGCGACUCGGAAGGAAUUGGAAGAUGUGUCUGUCCGAAAAACUGCCUCAAGGUGGAUGCGGUAGUAUGUGGGACGGAUGGAGUGACGUAUAAGAACGAAUGUGAAAUGAGAGUCGCCGCCUGUGAGAAAGAACAAUAUAUCAUGGUUGGAUCCCGUGGACCGUGCGACCUCUGCCAGAACGUGCAUUGCAAGCAUGGGGCACGCUGUGAAGGUGGCCACUGCAUCUGUGCCUUUGACUGUCCGGACGCCUACGACCCGGUGUGUGGCAGUGAUGGAACGACGUACCGGAACGACUGCGAAAUGAGGCGUGGAUCGUGCCAGAAAGGAAUCAAUCUGGCCACGGUGUUCUUCGGGGAGUGCGAUAGGACGCCCUCCGGAUCCUGGGAAGACCAUGAAGUCAACAUGCACAGCCUGACCUGCGAAUUAGCGAACUGCCGUUUCGGCGGAGUUUGCGACCACGACCCCCGAGGUUACGUCCAUUGCGUGUGCUCUUUCCAUUGCUCACCAAUCAGAGAUUCUGUUUGUGGAUCUGACGGCAGGCUCUACGAAAAUGAGUGCAGACUCCGAGAGGAAUCCUGUCGCCUGCAGCAAAAUAUUCAGAUCGUAGCUUCGGAGAACUGCGGAGUGGUUUCAGCCAGUGUAUGUCUUCAAUCACCUUUUGGAUGCUGCCCGGAUGGGAGGACUCUAGCUCUGGGGCCAAAUGCUGCUGGUUGUCCCAGUACAUGUAACUGCAACCGUCUUGGAUCUUACGGGGAAAGCUGUGAUGUUAUUUCUGGACAAUGUGAAUGUAAGACAGGCGUUGGAGGUCUUCGCUGUGAUCGCUGCGAGCCAGGAUACUGGGGUCUGCAUAAAAUAGUUGCAGAUGGCAACGUUGGAUGUCUUCCUUGUGAUUGUAAUGUGCGUGGAUCAGCUCGAGAUGACUGUGAGCAGAUGACAGGCAGAUGUGUUUGCAAGCAUGGCAUUUUGGGAAUGAAGUGCGAUAUAUGUCCAGAAGGUACUGUACUAGGAGAAGAUGGCUGCAUGGAUGAAUCAUUGGCAAAAUCAGUGUCAGGGCCGUGCAGUCAGCUGCAAUGCAAAUAUGGUGCCAUCUGCAGAGAAUCUAACGGACGAUCACAGUGCUUCUGUGAAAUUCGUUGUUCAUCUGUGAGCGUUCCUUCACCAGUUUGUGGCACUGAUGGAAAUACUUACGCCAAUAAAUGUCAGAUGAGUGUUUUCAGUUGCCGUUAUCAGAAAUCUAUACAUCUUAGGCAACAAGGACCUUGUAAAUCUGGUGGUGUCAUAAUUGGAGCCGAAGACAUAUCCCCCACAGCAGGACCAGUCCGGAGAUCCACUGUGCAGAAAACAACAUUUGACCAGUAUGAAUCAAAGUCUACCAGAGAUGUUAGCCAUUCGGAACAGUUUUACCUGAGCACUGGACCUACAACAUCAAAACCGCCCAUAGAUGAUUCUCCUGUGGAAAUUCCUGCCUUUUCUGGAGGCUCUUUCCUUGAACUCCCGAAACUGCAAGCAUAUACUCGCCUGUCUUUGGAAUUGGAGUUCAAAAUAUACGGCAAAAAUGGUAUUAUACUGUAUAAUGGCCAAACACCAUCUGGUUCUGGAGACUUUGUUUCACUCUCGGUUAGAGAUGGAUUUGUGGAGUUCAGAUAUAAUCUAGGUAGUGGCCCUGUGAUCCUAAAAUCUCCUCACCGUCUACAGCAAGGCAAAUUCCAUCGUUUGGUUGCCAAAAGGUAUUUAAGGGAUGGUGUGCUUACUCUAGAUGGACAGGAAGAUGUAGCCGGUCACAGUGAAGGAACAUUAAAAUCUCUCGACUUAGCAGAGAAUAUGUUUUUAGGAUAUAUUCCAAGUGAAAAUAAAGGCAUUUUUGACAACAUUGGAUUAUCCAGUGGUCUGAUUGGUUGUAUUCGGCGUUUAAGAGUUGGCCACAAGGAUGUUAAUCUGACAUAUCCCAUUUCUAAAGAUAUCAUCAAAGGACAAAAUAUAAGAGAAUGCAAAGGACAACCAUGCAAUACCAUUCCUUGCAGAAAUGGGGGCACGUGUCUUUCGAACGACAGUGAAACAUUCAAGUGCCUAUGCAUUGAAGGAUUCUCUGGCGAUAUGUGCCAGAAGUCCGAAGAUCCUUGUGCGAGCUUCCCGUGCGCUAAUGGUGCUACUUGUACCACACUGCCAGAUCAUGAAUUCUCUUGUUCGUGUGAUAAAGGAUACAGUGGGAGAUUCUGUGAACACAAACCUUCCAAACCUGUCGUUAUCGAAGAGGUCUACAUCCCAGAUUUGGAUGGCACAGCCUACCUAGAACUGCCUACCUUGCAGAACGUAGGGCAAGAAUUCGUAAUCGAGCUGUGGUUUCUGUCUCGAGCCAAGGACGGAAUGCUUCUGUACAACGGGCAGGAGUCUUUGGGACGUGGAGACUUUGUGGCUCUCAAUCUGGUCGAUCGAUACGUCCAAUUUCUAUACGAUCUCGGAAGUGGAAUCGCUAACAUCACGAGCGCGUCACCUAUCAAUCUGGAGCAGUGGCAUGUUGUCAGGGCUACAAGAAUGUUGAGAAGGGGGUCUUUGCAACUGGAUGAUGGGCCGGUGACUACAGGUGAAUCGAAGGAGCCUUUGAGUGAGUUGAAUCUGGACCGUCCGCUUUAUCUGGGUGGUUAUCGGCAUUUGUCCACGAUCAAUCCGGAAUCUGGUAUCACAUCUCGGUUCAAGGGGGCCUUCCAAAGGCUUGUCCUCAACGGUGAAGUGGUAGAUGAUCUCAGGAAAGUGGCCAAGUCCUCUCAAGAUGUGGGGCAUUACUUCGGACCACCAUGUGGUCCCAAUCCUUGCCACAACGGUGGUAUGUGCCUACCACAGCUCAACAAUUUUCACUGCAAGUGUCCCGUUGCUUAUACAGGACUCUGGUGUGAAAAAUAUAUUGAAAACGUAUCAAUUGAUGAACCUGUAAUGUUUGAUGGCAAAAAUUUCUUGAAAUUUCCGAAUAGGAUAUCAUCCAGCCUUCAUACAGAUGGACACAACAGAAUUGAAGUGACAUUUCGUACAGAAUCGAGUGAUGGACUUCUUCUGUGGUCUCAUGAGGAUCUUCCGACGGUCGGCGACUUCUUAGCACUGGCUAUAGCGGAAACAUUUUUGGAAGUCAGUUUUAAUUCUGCGGAAAGCCGUGAACCCUUGACCAUCCGACACACUAACCCUGUGAAUGAUGGUCAGUGGCAUCGCGCAGUAGUUGAUAGAAACAAUCGCCAUGGGAUGUUGCAAGUUGAUGACGACACACCUUCCGUUGUUACGUCGACGCCUGAAACAAAACACAUUAAUACAGAUGGAGUGCUAUGGAUAGGUGGUUGCUCAAACUUGCCAAAUGGACUACCUUCAGCCUACUACAAAGGCUUCGUGGGGUGCAUUCACUCCGUGAUCGUAGACGGUGAACCUCUCAAAAUCACCACUCACGGAACUGGACAAUCGUGUUCCCACACGUGACAGCCAUUCCAGGAGGAAGAAAAGGUGCUUUGACAUUCGGAGUGGUGCUAACUCAUUCUGAACUCCAAAACUGACCGGAGAAGUGUUUUAUAUGAACUACAGAAUCAAAUCGAUACUGCCUAUAAAGUUUUAUAUUUUCCGAUUCUUAAAAGGAUGAACGCUUGUAAUUAGUGCUUUGCGGAAUUGUAUGAUAUGAUACAUAUUGUGGUGCAUAAAAUGGGAGAGAGAUUCAUCAGAGUCAGAAGAAAUUAUCAUUGUAUAUUUUAAAGAACCGUACAUUGUUAUUUAUAUAAAAAAUUUAAAACCAAAUGAAGACAUAAUUAUUAAAUAAUUCUGUAUCUUUGAUUUAAAAAAGUAGAAACAGUGGAAUAAGAGAAUGAAACCUUAAAUAACGCGUUGAAAUUGCAUAUUUAAACAUAAUUAUAUAUUUCUUUCCAAAAUUCGAACAUCUUAUUAAAAAAACUUACAGUGAGUUGGGAAUUAAAACAAUUUCAAGAUAAUAAGCCUUUUAUACUUUCAGCUUAUCUUUUCCGGUUCGCAUUCGAACUUGGAUGUUAUAUUUAACAUUUAAUCCUAGAAAGAAUUAUAAUUCCUUUAUCUUAAUUUCAACAACCAUUUGCCAAUAUUCCUAAUUUAUUUUUAAAACAAAAAGCAAAAUUUUAUUAUUGAAAGAAUUAUGGUGUAAAAUUAUCUCACUAUUAAAUUUAUGUAUAUCUUGAUUUUCAUGGCGAGCACUUUUGAAACGGCGCCAAGAAUAACUCUAAACUAGAAAGCCAAAGUGAAAGUGUGAGUAGUUGCUUUAGUUUGGCUAGUUUUGACUGUAUUUUUUACAUUAUUUGGCAGUUUGGCGUGAUCGCUGUGGAUUUCAAACUAUACCUAAAUUUAUUAAAUCAUAAGUUCCUUUUAAUUUGAAUAUCUUAGAAAUCAUUUUCGAUUCUGUUCUAUUUACAAAGAAAUUACGUUAAACAAAAUCUAGAAUCCUUUACUAAAAUUAUCUAUUUUCAAAUAGAAAUAAGAGUAACUCUGAUCCUAAUUAUACAGGUACCUUUAUAGCACAAUGAUUUAUCCUGGCCAAAUCAUUUUUUCUCAUUCUAAUGCUAGAAAAAAUAUUUAAUCAGAUAAUUUUCAAUACUCUCUCGUAUAAAAUAUAAAACUCGUACAAAUCUCGUAUAAAUUUAAGU